UUAAUUUUUUGUAAUCAUAUAUGAAAACAUUAUUGAAGUUGAUACUCUCAGUCGUUACAAACAAGUGAAUCAAAUAACAAGCUUCAUAAUGAAACUGGUGAUUCUUAGUGGUUUUUUGUUUAUUCUGAUUGCGCAAUGUUACGGAUAUUCACAGCCGGUUAUUCCUAAUACAAGAGAAGAAGGUUGUGUUGAUGGAAUUUGUGCAUCACAUUGUGCUUAUGACGGUGUAAAGAUUUUCCCGAGUGACAGCUUGAAUCGACCAGGAAAAUGCCAAUUGAUGCAUUGCGCUAGUAACUUUGAUAUCAAAAUCACGCCUUGCCCAUUUGAUAUGACUGGAGAAUAUGAAUGGGUUGGAAAAGACAACACCAAGCUUUACCCCGAAUGUUGUGGAACAAAAACCAAGCGCAAGCAUUAAUUUUGGAAUAUCUAUGUAUGAUUAUUUAAAGUUCUUCAAAAUAAAAAUAUUCGCUUACAUAAAAACCUU
Molecule: messenger RNA, 484 nt
Organism: Clunio marinus
Lineage: Eukaryota; Metazoa; Arthropoda; Insecta; Diptera; Chironomidae
Source: the annotation of a GenBank genome assembly